This is a messenger RNA of Danaus chrysippus (African queen), 1989 nucleotides long. Lineage: Eukaryota; Metazoa; Arthropoda; Insecta; Lepidoptera; Nymphalidae. The record is from the annotation of a GenBank genome assembly.
CUGUAUGAUUAUUUAAUUAAUGAAGGGUAUUUUUCUCCACAGGUUGUCGUUAUGGGUAGCAGCACCACAUCAGACAAAACCAUCAACACUUCCACCGACUCCGCAGCCACCGCUCUCACCUCCAUCACUGGCACCGAUGAAUCCAUGGAUGCUGAACCCGACCUCAUCGAUGCGGAUCCCCCUCAGCCUCCACCAGAACCCCAAAACCCACCAAGCACAGCCCCACCCCACUACCACAGAGCACAGGACAGCUGUGAAUUCGAUGCACCAGCUUACACAAUUCCCCAAUCAGCCACAGACACCAUUGAUUCCCCACGGCCGGGCCCGGCAAGAUUCGUUUUUGAUGUCCAAUUACCUGAUCCCAAAAAGGAGAAACCUCGCAACAAAACCCAAGUGAGCCAAACAGGUCUAGGCGGGCCUGCCACAUCGAUACAAAUACCAUACGACCCGAAAUGCGACCCACCCAAAAGCCCAAAAGCUAGCCAGAUCAAAUAUGAGACGCAUUUCGAUUUUGAACCUGAAACAGUGAUGAGGAGAGGCAGCGAGCCGAGGAUGAAAAAUAAACAAAAAGAGAAACAGGAAUAUUAUAAAGAUGAAGUAGCAAAGUUAAGAAGACAAUUGGAAGGCACGGAGGUAUUCACGAAGAGUAGAAGACGAUCAUCAACACAUCAACAUUCCGUUCCCCCUCCAUCUUCAAGAAGACAAUCAACAGCCGCUCAAGUCCACGUUACUGCAAAUCCGCUGGACUCUGCUUCAUCAAUGCCUGCUGGAAGAACAACAAUCGUGGUGCAGCAGCCUUCCCUCUCCCUGGACUAUGGCGGCUGUUCAACCAUACUAGUGAGGGAUGGUGAUGAAAGACGUAACAGCAGAAUCUGUAACGACCACAUCCAACAACUCCUGGACGUGACCAGCCAGUUCACAUCGGAAGAACUACACGAAUUUGAUAAAAGAUACGGCAGCCCUCAUCAUUCCCGGUCCCAGUCAGUUAAAGCCCAGCGUUCCAGAACCGGUGAAAGACAACUGCUUGGUCUCCCGCAGCAGAGAGCGAGGGUAGCAUCUAUGCCCAACACUGGAGUUGAGGAAGAAUAUUAUAGAUUACGACACUUCAGUAUCACUGGUAAAGGCGUGGUGAAUAGAGGAGAUUCUCUUCGUUCACGACGCUCCAGAUCUAAUACCUCAGUAGCAUCCAGUGCAUCUAGCACUGAGGCUGUGACAAGAGCAUCUGCACCAUGUUCAUUAGCAUCUUCAAGAGAUUCUUCUGCGGGUCUAAGCAGUUACCGCGUGGUGGUGUUAGGCGGGCCUGGUGUUGGCAAAUCAAGUUUGGUGGGACAGUUUAUGACGUCAGACUACUUACAUGCGUACGACACAAGCAUUGAUGACGAGUCCGGUGAAAAAUCCGUUUGCGUCUUGCUCGCGGGUGAAGAAUCUGAAAUAACAUUCUUGGACUCUCCACCAGAUCAUGUCCUCUCAGAAGGUUCAGCGCAUGGUUACUGCGUGGUUUAUUCCACCGCUGACCGCACCAGCUUCGCUGAGGCUGAACGCCGCCUGCAGGCUUUGUGGGCUGCUGGUCAUACUGCUCGUCGGGCUGUCAUACUGGUCGGAAAUAAGGCGGAUUUGGCUAGAUCGAGAGUCGUCAAUACUGAAGAAGGCAAAGCCCUGGCGACGUCAUACGAGUGCAAGUUUAUUGAAACAUCAGUGGGCAUCAACCACAACGUGGACGAACUGCUGGUAGGACUCCUCACACAGAUCAGGUUGAAGCAGCAACACGCGGAGAGAGUCAGAAAACGCAGUACAUCUCGUAAGAACCGCAGCCGCGCCCGCUCUCCGCUAGACAGUGAACCCGCUCCCGCUCCCUCUCCCGCCUCCGCUGCCAGCACGCCGCGUAAACGGACCCGAUUAUCAGCCAGUGUUAAGGUUCGUGGUUUACUCGGUCGUGUUUGGGCUCGUGACUCCAAAUCCAAGUCCUGUGAAAACCUCCACGUUCUGUAG